Molecule: messenger RNA, 9854 nt
Organism: Acanthoscelides obtectus
Lineage: Eukaryota; Metazoa; Arthropoda; Insecta; Coleoptera; Chrysomelidae
Source: the annotation of a GenBank genome assembly
CGAAACCCGUUCCUGCGUUUUCGCUGCUAUCCUACUUCCGUCAGAGAGCAGCACCUACUAAUCGACGACGAUCGGAAAGCUUCGGAUAGCUUCGUCACUUUUCGCUUGUCAAUUAGAUUUUCCAUUUUCCGAUUAUUUCCAGUUCUUGUCGGUACUUGUCAAAGGUGCGAUCUCCAAUUGUUUACUUGUCGAUAUUUUUGCCAUAGUUGCAAUUUUUUUGCACGUGCAAAAAAUCAGUGGAUUUCGCUCAGUGGUGGCGUUCGGGUUUAUUCUCGAUCGAUGCGCCCUCCCAAAAUUCGCUUCAAACAAAAGGAAAUAUAAUCGCGGAUUCCGGGUAGCACAGAUUGCUAGAUUUUCGUAUGACGAAUUUUUCUCGUAUCGGAGCAGUUUUCCCUGUUGUUGUCCCUGCAUCGGCUUGAAGAUGAAGAUUUAUAAAUGUUUAACAAUAAAGCAGUUUAUUAGAAGUCCUAAGACUGUCAGUAAAGCCCAGUUCUUUAUUUAAAAACGUGGAUUGAACAAAAGUGAGGUUAAGUUUUACAUUUUUCUUUUAUUUUGUGGACUGUGACACUAGAUCUAAAAAUUCCGGUGUGAAUCAUAAAGUUGGCGAUUAUUAUUGAGAUAGACAUUGAAGGACACUCAUCACACCAGAUUUCAAUUUAAUAACGUGUAUACUCCUAUUUCGUUCGUAAAUGUCCCCAAAACCAAGUAUUAUGUAUAAAAGUGAAUACAACCAGUAUCUGAGAGUCGUGUGUGCGGUAAAUUUGGACAAAAUCAGCGGCAUUUGCACGAAUAAGAUGCACAAUGUAGAGUCUGCAUUUGUAACUUCAAGCAUUGGGUAUCGAGCAAAGAAUGAUCCAGGAGACUGACAUAUGUUCAGAGGCUGCUUCCACUAUGCAUAUAUGACGUUUACUUGAUACCCUUUUUCACCUGGAUAAUUUUAGUUUUCUGUUCAGCAAAAAUGAGGACCUAAAGGAGACAAUCUUCAAAGAAUUACCACUCACUUCAAAGAAUUGUGAGUGGGAUCAGAGAAAAUAGGGUUGCUGAGCAACCCUCAAGCCAGUGGUGCAGAACUCUAGUGGUGAUACAGAUAUUGGUUGUCAAACUGUUCUUUUUGGACUGUGUGAUAGCUGUGUUAUAGUGUCUAGGAUAUAUUAAAAAUAAAUAAUAGUAUUUGUUAAGUUACUAUAUUACCAUAUCAGCAUUGUAAAAAAUUUGAUGUGAAAAUGGAUACCAAAAAUAUAUUUUCAAAGUUGUUUAGCAAUAAGCAAAGAACCGACUUCAAGACCGAGGAGCAGAAUGAAGGACUUCUGAAAGGUCCUCAUAAACUAGACGAGUUCACGAUGGUGCUAAACCGGGGCCACGACGACGAGAUGAAACUCUGUUGCUUCAGGCGCAGCACCUCCAAAACCGUUCUCACUUACCUGUUCUUCGUUUUGACAGCUGGAGCGCUAAGGCUGCUCUUCCACUGGAUCCCGCAUUUGUACUUGCUGGCCACCUGCGAGCGGUGCAAGGUGGAACAGGCCGAGAAAGUACUUAUUACAGAAGUCUACGAUGGCAAACACAAAAUAUACCACGUAAAAGAUUUAAAAAAUCUGACUCUGGAGAGUGUAGCCAAAAUACAAAAAGAAGAAAUUAGCGUACAAGUAACUUCAGAUGCACCAUCAGCUCUGUCUGUACAUUUUGAAAAGGGGGAGUUUCGAGAACUUGAGAGGAUAUUAUUAUUCAACUGUAAAAAAGUGACAUACAUAUGGAGCGUUGAUAAGCAGGAAUUUGUGAAGUUGUCUGGAUUGGAUAAAGGAGUUUCCAGUGAUGUACUUCACGAUUCGAUCAGAGGGUUGUCGUACACUGAACAGUUCAUGAGAUUGCUGGUGUACGGCCCAAACAGGAUCACCAUCAAAGAGCAGUCAAUUUUGACAUUGUUGUUCCUGGAGGUGCUGAAUCCGUUUUACAUUUUUCAAAUAUUCAGUUUCAUCUUAUGGUUCGCCGACAACUAUUAUUACUAUGCACUGACUCUUAUGAUUAUGGCAGCUUUUGGUAUCACUAUGACCGUCACGCAGACUAGAAAGAACCAAAGAAAUUUGAAAUCGACAUGCCACAGUAGCGACGUGUGCACGGUGCGUAGACGUCUGUCUGACGGACCCCUGGAUGAAACUGGCGAAAAAGACAGAUACGAAACGAUCUCCACGGAACUGCUAGUUCCUGGAGAUAUCUUGGAAAUACCCUCCCACGGUUGCACGAUGUUGUGCGAUGCUCUACUGCUUACUGGCAACUGCAUUUUAAAUGAAUCUAUGUUGACGGGUGAGUCUGUCCCGGUUACGAAGACUGCAUUUCCAAAUAUUCCGAAUAUCGUAUACGACCCAAAAGAGCACGCGCGACAUACGCUGUUCAGCGGAACCAAAGUUAUACAGACGAGAUAUUUUGGCGAUGAAAAGGUUUUGGCUGUGGUCGUCAGAACUGGAUUUUCUACUGCCAAAGGUAGUCUAGUCAGGAGUAUACUCUAUCCUCCUCCGGUGGAUUUUAGAUUCGAGAAGGAUUCCUAUAAGUUUGUUGCUGUGUUAGGAUUAGUAGCAUUUACUGGAUUCUUAUAUACACUCAUAACUAAGUUGAUGAGAGGUGUAGAGGUAGGAGAAUUAGUGAUCGAAGCUUUGGAUUUGAUAACGAUCACCGUGCCACCUGCUCUGCCCGCGGCCAUGACUAUUGGUAGAUUUUACGCGCAGAGCAGGCUGCAAAAGAACCAGAUUUACUGCAUAUCGCCCAGAACCAUCAACGUUUCAGGGUCCAUCAAUUGCGUCUGCUUUGACAAGACUGGAACCUUAACUGAAGACGGUUUAGAUUUAUUAUGCGUAGUGCCGAUCGAAAAUAAGCGUUUCAAGCAGUCUGUGAAUAACGUGGAAAGUAUGCCGUAUGACACUCUGCUUUAUGGACUUGUCUCCUGUCAUUCUCUCACUGUAAUCGACAAGCAAAUAGUCGGAGAUCCCCUUGAUAUGAAGAUGUUCGAGAGCACAAAAUGGGUGAUGGAAGAAUACGAAGUGGCCGACAACAGCAAAUUCAACAUGAUCUUCCCGACAGUGUUCAAGCCACCGAAAUCCUCCGCUUCCAAACCCCAGGACCUGGAUUUUGACGAUCUGCAGAUCGGGACGCUUCGUGAGUUCCCGUUCUCGAGCAGUUUGCAACGGAUGGGCGUUAUCGUCAGGAGGCUGAACGGUACCCACUUUGAGUACUAUUGCAAAGGAUCGCCGGAGAUGAUACUGAAUUUUGUGAAGAAGGAAUCGGUACCGGACGAUUUUGGAGAUGUACUCGAGAGCUACACGCAGGAAGGAUAUAGGGUCAUCGCCAUAGCGCAUAAGGUUUUGAAGAUGUCGUAUGCGAAAGUACAAAAAGUACAGAGAGACGUAAUAGAAAAGGACCUUGAUCUGUUGGGCUUGAUUGUCCUUGAAAAUAGGUUGAAACCUGACACUACGCCUUGUAUCCAAUCCCUCAAUGAUGCAAAUAUAAGAGUCAUCAUGGUCACAGGUGACAACAUCCUGACAGCCCUGAGCGUCGCAAAGGACUGCGACAUAAUCACGCCCGGUCAGAGCGUGAUCACAGUCAACUGCGACUUGGACGGCACCGACCCUCCUCACAUUUACUACACGCUGGCCAGCAUGAAAAACAAAGCUGCCGUGACGUCAUCAAUUCCCAACGACGUCAGCAUGAUGACCAAUUCCGUCAGCGCUGUCAGCUUGGAGACGGUCGAGAGUCAGUUGCAGACAACGACGGCGAACAGUUGUGCGCCCGUGUUGAAAGCAGAUGCUAACAGACCGGCGAUGCUGUAUAAUAAUUAUAGGUUUGCGAUGACGGGGAAGGUGUGGGCUGUUAUCAAGGAGUUCUACCCGGAGUUGCUGCCUAGGAUAUGCUCCAGAGGUAGCGUCUUUGCAAGAAUGGCGCCAGACCAAAAGCAGCAAUUGAUACAGGAAUUACAAAGCCUGGGAUACUAUGUUGCAAUGUGCGGUGACGGAGCGAACGACUGCGGAGCGUUAAGGGCGGCUCACACGGGCAUCUCCCUUUCCGAAGCCGAAUCCUCCGUCGCGUCGCCGUUCACCUCGAAAAACCCGAACAUCACCUGCGUGCCGAACGUCAUCAGAGAAGGCCGGGCGGCUCUAGUCACCAGCUUCGGCAUCUUCAAGUACAUGGCGGCCUACUCUAUAUGUCAGUUCUUUUCGGUCAUCAUGCUCUACGGUUACGAGUCUAAUUUGACAGAUAUCGAGUUUUUGUACAUCGACUUGGCGAUCAUCUCGGUCAUUGCGUUUUUCUUCGGUCGGACCGAGUCUUAUCCCGGCAAGCUGGUUAAAGAAACGCCCCUCACUAGCUUGAUAAGUGCUAGUCCUAUACUCAGUUUGUUCCUGCAAAUCAUGCUCGUGAUAUUGUUUCAAGUAGUGGCAUUUGAGCAUCUAAAGUCUGAGCCGUGGUACGUUCCGUUUAACUACACGAUGUUCAAAGAAGAUGAAGUUGCUUGCGUUGAAAACUAUACGAUCUUCACUAUAUCUAGUUUCCAGUAUAUUAUUUUAGCUGUAGUUUUAUCCAAAGGUUACCCGUAUCGUAAGAGUAUCUUCUCUAACUAUGGUUUUAUUAUCAGUAUCAUUCUGAUUACAUCGUUUUCUAUCUACCUGGUCUUAGACCCCGUCGAACCCUUAGCCAGAACGUUCCAGUUGGUACUGCCUGAAGAUUUCACCUUCAGAUUGUAUCUUUUGGUGUACGCUAUGGUCAAUUUCCUUGCCAGUUUGUUCGUGGAAGAGCUCUUGAUCGAGAAAAUAGUCUUCAAACAGCUUCGGUUCAAGUUCCACAACGUCAAGAAGUCUAAAAAGAAAUACCUGGCGGUGGAAGCCGAGCUCAACAAAGACACGAAAUGGCCAGUAUUAACGUCGGAUUUCAGAUCUGCCGCUAGUCCUCUAAGUCCUCAACCCACUUGCACCGCAGAAAUCGUUAUCGAAAAGGAGAAAUUCGACAGAAACCACGUGUUGAACAAGCUUUACGAGAAUACUAACGGAAAUGGAACUGCCGUUUCGCAGUCCCCGCAAAAGGUGCAAAACGAACAUUUUAGCAACGAGGAUCUAUUGUUCUCGAGUCUUCCCUCCGAGCAAGUGACCAGUCCGAGCGAUACGUUCAAAAGUCUGAGCAACAAUUUCGAUCUGGCCAGUUCGAACGUGAACAUACCGGAACUGCCUUACGAUGCUGGUUCUCCCGUUAAGGUGGUUUCAGACGUGGAAAGGAACGACGACGUAUCUCAUUUCAAUUCGUUCGGAACCAGUCCUGUUCGCCAACUCGACGUAGUCAUACCUUUAGAGAUGAACAAUCUGGAUACGAACAGGUGAGACGAUGCAGGGUGCAUUUCAGUAUUUAUUUUCGCUUACAGGAGGUACUUAAUGAACUGGUACUUUUAGAAGUAUUAUUCCGCAAGAAAUGUGAUGCGGAAAUGUAAAAAGGAUGUUGGAAAUACGUACAGAUUUCAUGCAGUUAUAGCGUGUUUGACUGGUUGGUACUAGGAAUGCCGCGCGAUGUGCCUGCCAGGCAGACCCGCCUGACUUUGGCGUCCCAUCCUAACCGUGUCGAACUUCGUACAUCCAUAACUGGUCGAUACGACCGCUCCUUUGUCCCGAGAGUGUCGAGAUUGUGGAACAACCUACAAGAGGAAGCUGUUCGCAGUUCCACUAACCUUAAGCAGUUCAAAAAUCGUAUUAACAAAAUUUAACUUUGAGAUCAUCCUAGCAGCCGCGGUGUUCCGGCAUUUAGGCUUCUGCCUGCGCGGCUGCUUCGAUAUAAAAAAAGUGUCCCAAGGACGAAAAAAGAUGACUUGAUCCGUUUAAUUUCUCUAUUAUCCCAGAUAUAAUGUCUAUGGUCGAUGCUGAACAUAAUCGUCUAUGAACUGAUGACGGCGGUACGUGGAAAGUGCAAAGUCAACCUACGUGACGUCAUUUUUUAAAUACAGAAGCCAUAUUAAUUAUGUGCUUCCUGGAUAGCCCCACCCCUCGCUCUUCAAUCUUGAAUCGCCCCCCCCCUUAGAGACAAUCAUCUUGCUAAACUCUGACCCUAAAAAUCCGCCAUUUUCGGUUAACCGCAUUUUCAUAACUGUUUAAAUUGGUUUCGGUUAACUAGUUAACCUUUAACUGAAUUUUUAUCAAUAACCGGCCCACCCCUAAUUAGUACCAACCAACCAUUUUUCUAAAGAUGUCAGUUAAGAUCACUGUAAAACUUUAACCCAAAUAAAUGAAAUAUUUCGCAGAUCCAAAGUUAUCGGGUCCUUGUAGGGCAUUUGCAUUUUUUGGAGCUCCCGUGAGAAGCCGGAAUGGGAUCGAAUUUUCAUAUUUAGCAUGAUCUUGUGUACAAUUUUUGGUAUUUACCGGUUCUCCCAAAUUUUUGGGGUAGAUACACUUCUGCGUUUCAAGAAGUUUUGGAGACGAGACAGGUACACUUUCAUAAAAAGUUCCGAUCGCCCCCCCUCAUGAGAAAAAUUCCUGCGGGCGCCCAUGUUAAUGAGUUUAGAAAAACCCGGUCUCGAAUUUGUCACGGCCCUGUACAAUUUUAUUUAGUACGUAUUUCCAAUGCCUUUGGAUUUAGAAAAUACAUUAUCCUCAUGCAAAAAUGCAUUUUCCAUGUAUUUACCACUCACAACAGUGAUUCUCAGAAAACUGCCGUAGUCUUAUCAAAGUAUGUUUCCACAAAAAGACGAAUAUCAAAAGAAUAUCUGGGAUGCUAAAUCUCUGGUAAGUAUUUUAUUACCAUCAAGCAUUCUUUAUUCUUAAUUUUCACAGAUUUUGCUUUUAACGAGGCCUGUAAAUUAGUGAUGAGACUGUUUUUUUUUUAAUUUCCAUUCAAAUAUAUUGUCACUCUCAAAAUAACUUCAUUCUGAAUCUCAGUUUAGAACACAAUAGAAAAAACUGUUUCACCGAAAAAAAAAUCGCAAAGUAGACCAAAUCACUCGAGCGAGUUCAGGCUUGUACUGAAGGCGGAUCACAUGUUUUCCUGUCUCCCCUACAAGCCCGGCGCCGCCAGUGUUGCCAGAUCGAACGAUACGUUGGCAGUCUCAUCACUUAUUUUACAGAUCUCGUAAGAUGCCGAUUAAUCAGGUUUUACAUACUUACGUACAAGAAAUCGUCUUGCUAUUGGGAUGAAUUCCUCCAUGUCUACUUAUUUUUUCUUUAUAGAAACCUAUGCAUAAAUAUAUAUUUAUAGUAUUUUGUUACAUAUGUUAUUUAUACUUAUUAAUUAUUUAUGCUAUAUUUAUUAAUAGCAUACAGUCGGUAUUUUCAGAAUACCUCAAUAGUCAAAUAAAAAUGCAAAAUUAUACAGGCUUUGGAAUUACUGACUGUAGGACACAUGAAAUUUUGAAGUGGCUGAUGAUUCAGAGAAAAAUUGUUUUUCUAAUGUAAUACUUAAAACUUAUCAUGUGGUGUUCAUGCUGAUAGUCCUCCAUGUUUGGCCGUUAAAUGAAAGUUAAUAAUAACGCUUUUAUUGCCCAACAGUGUAUACCAUUUACAGAACAAAAAGCAGUAAUAUAGCUUACCUUACUAGACACGUCACACUCGUCCAUCGUCCCGAAAACGUCAAAAGUCCUCUGAAAACGCGAAAACUCACCCAGAAAUGUUGUCGUAAGACACCGGUUAAUUGUUAUAUAAUCUUCUGCUGCAAAUACUGAUCAAUAAUAAUAGCUUUUAUUUAACCUGAAGGGUGUCAGAUAAAAGCUGCUUUUCAUAUCAAAUAAAAUUACAAUACAAAGUUCAUGCAUUUGGAUAAAAUAUAAAGAAUUUGAAAACGAACGUGUUAAGAAUACAUUCAAAACUAACUCCAAAAUGCUAAAAUUUACUAAAACAAUUGCCGUACUUUUGGCAGUUAAAAGGAAGUGGAAUAAAAAAUAGGGAAAACGUUAAUUCUAAUAUUACGACAAGUCACAGUUAUUAGAGGCAGUUUUACACAAGUUUAAAACUAGACAAUAUAAAGAGUUUUUGACAUAUUUUUCAAAACAUAGUUUUUCACUUUCAAGCUGUCAGGGAGCUUAUAGAGAUAAAUUGCAACAAAAGAACUUAGUAAAUAGGGUGAUUCUGCUCUGCACUACGUGUGCAUUGUUAAUGGAUCUGAAAUGCCAACAAUAAUUCGUCAUUUGUAAUUAUAAUAACAAUCUUUAUUCCCAAUCGCAAGAAUAAUAAAUCUAUAAUAAACAGCAAGUUCUAGAUUCUGUAUAAAAGUUUUUACUUCAUGCAUUUAAAAGAUAAUGAAAAACAGAAUGACAGUAAAAUUGACAAAAAAUAAAUAUCUAAAAUGAUGGCUCCUUUUGCAAAAAUAAACAUCACUGUUAAGCACGGCAUAUGUUUGUUUAAAACUACUUAAAAUCACCGGAAUGGUUUCAUUAUUUAUAUCGCAUCCUUGAUAAGUGACAAGUACAUCACACAGCUUUUUAACAAGAGACAAGUCCGUUACGUUAGUUCUACUCCUAGAGCAGUAAAAAGUUGCAUUAAAGCGAGUUGAUCUCUUUGGUACCACAAAAUUGAUUUCAGAUAAUUCCGGGCAAUCAAGUUAACCAGACUAUGAAGCACUGUAAUAUCCUUUAGUUGACGACUGUAAACCAAUGUAUCAACGUUCAUGACCUGAAGUAGCAUAUAAAAACAAGCGAACUCUCAGCUGGAAGUCAGAUAAACUUUAUUGUCAUCAGAACUGUCAUUUGUUCUUUAAAAAGGCUACGCGUCGUCAGUCAACAGUAUUUCAAGCGAAUGUGGUUUCAUUUAGCGGCCACAAACAUGAAGGAUUAUAAGAUUUGUUGUCCUAUCUUUUCGACCGAGUAUCUACUAGAAUUAGAAUGUCUAAAGUGUGAAAAACAGUUAACAUUUCGUAAUUUUACUUCCGAUCUUUCAAUUUCAGUUUGACGGUGACCAUAGCAUAGCGUCUAAGUACUUUAUGCAAAACCACCCAUUACAAAACAUCUACAGGGUUUCUGAUAUAUAACCGACUGGUUUGUAUCUUGAAUAUUUGUGAAAUGAAAAAAAAUACGUCAAUUUUUUUCAUCUUCAUAUUCAGGUGUUUUUUCAAAUUUCCGAACGGUGUUCACACUGGGCACAUUAUUUUUCCAGUCUUGUAGCUUCAGAAUCGUAGGAACAAUCGACUCAUUAAGUAAAACGUCUUAACAAUAAGGACGCGUUGUGGGAUCGUCUAGCGCUCCAUGAUGUUACAUGAGCUUUAAACACCUACUGAAAUGUGUGUAUCAAAAUGGCGCGCCAUUUAAAUCAGUCAGUUAUAUAUUGGCCACCCUGUAUCUCUCAAUAAUGACCAAAAUCUUUACAUCAAAUACAUAUUUUCUUAAACCACAAUCAUCUGCUUGUUCAAUUAUUCUUUGUGUACUUAAAUCAAUUGAUACUUAAGUGAUUUUUAGUGCCCUAAUUUUUGCUGUGGAAUGAAUGUAAAGAUUGGAAGAUUUAGUUUUAUGUCAAGUACCACUUUUGUCUUUUUACGUUCCUAGGUUUUCGGUAGUAAUUUUCGCGCGUUAUAACCGAGAUUCAAAAUAUAUAUUAUCGAUAUAAAAAAAUGGUUAAAUGGUGCUUGACGUGUAACAAUCUUCCAUCUCCUGUCCAUAGUCUUGAUAGUGAUAGUAGAUUUAGGUAUGAAAGUGAUUCUAGGAAAAUUAGGUAUGAUUUUUUUUACCAUUAGUUGUUAUUCUUAAAUUAGUAAUUUCAGCUGUCAAAAUUAGGUUAUUUUGUUUAUACGCGUUUUGCGUUAAAUUCCUUGAACAGAUGUGGUAUUGUUGAAUCCAUAUUGCAAGUACGUUAGGACAUGUUUCGGAAAACAAUCAGUGCAAUGCUCAGCAGAACACUCUAAAUAAAAAGUGUCUA